Molecule: messenger RNA, 3265 nt
Organism: Drosophila eugracilis
Lineage: Eukaryota; Metazoa; Arthropoda; Insecta; Diptera; Drosophilidae
Gene: dco
Product: discs overgrown protein kinase
Exons: 4
Coding region: 394-1701 (435 amino acids)
Biological process (GO): endocytosis; signal transduction; peptidyl-serine phosphorylation
Cellular component (GO): cytoplasm; nucleus
Molecular function (GO): protein serine/threonine kinase activity; ATP binding
Source: RefSeq, a predicted model, not a curated record
AAUUUGUUCUUUGUCCGCCACGGUCACACUGGCUCUUGCUUGCACUAAUAUCAAGAUGGCGUAAAUUUGUAAAAUUGUCGAAUUCUAUGUGAAAUAGCCAGGCAAAUUGAAAAGAAAACGCAGCGAUCCUGCAAAACUCGAAUUAGAAGAAGAAAACGCAGCAGCGACGCCAGCAGAGGAAGUGGGCAAAGCAGAGCAGAAUAAGAAAAAAGGAAAUAGGAAAAUAAGCCAAUAAAAACACUACCCAAAAAGAGCCUGAAGCGACUGCCUUGAGAAAAAUCGAAAAAGGAAGACGAGAGGAGGUUAGACGAAAGGACAGCGCCAGAAAGGCAACGCUAUUUCGAGGAAUUCCCACAUCCACACAAAGAAGCCCACAGGAACAGACAUUCAAAAAUGGAGCUGCGCGUGGGUAACAAAUACCGCCUCGGCCGCAAAAUCGGAUCGGGGUCGUUCGGCGAUAUCUACCUAGGCACCACGAUCAACACUGGCGAGGAGGUGGCCAUAAAGUUAGAGUGUAUUCGCACCAAGCACCCCCAGCUGCACAUCGAAUCAAAGUUCUACAAGACGAUGCAGGGCGGAAUAGGUAUACCCCGCAUAAUAUGGUGUGGCAGCGAGGGAGAUUACAAUGUGAUGGUAAUGGAGCUACUUGGACCUUCGCUGGAGGACCUUUUCAACUUUUGUUCGCGCCGUUUUUCUCUGAAAACGGUUUUGCUGCUGGCGGACCAGAUGAUAUCCCGCAUCGACUACAUCCACUCCCGGGAUUUCAUCCAUCGCGACAUUAAGCCAGAUAACUUCCUAAUGGGUCUCGGCAAGAAGGGUAAUUUGGUGUACAUCAUUGACUUUGGCUUGGCCAAGAAGUUCCGGGACGCUCGAUCACUGAAACACAUUCCGUAUCGGGAAAACAAGAACCUCACGGGCACCGCCCGCUAUGCCUCAAUUAAUACACACUUGGGUAUUGAGCAGUCACGUCGUGAUGACCUGGAAUCCCUCGGCUAUGUCCUCAUGUACUUUAACCUGGGAGCCUUGCCCUGGCAGGGAUUGAAGGCAGCCAAUAAGAGGCAAAAGUACGAGAGGAUCUCGGAGAAGAAGCUGUCCACCUCUAUAGUGGUGCUGUGCAAGGGCUUCCCUAGCGAAUUCGUCAACUAUCUGAAUUUCUGUCGCCAGAUGCAUUUCGACCAGCGUCCCGAUUACUGCCACCUGCGCAAGCUCUUCCGGAAUUUAUUCCAUCGUCUGGGCUUUACUUAUGAUUAUGUGUUUGACUGGAAUCUGCUGAAGUUCGGUGCCCCACGGAAUCCUCAGGCCAUUCAGCAGGCGCAGGAUGGAGGGGACGGCCAGGCGGGACAUGAUGCGGUUUCUGCAGCGGCGGCAGUGGCAGCAGCGGCUGCCGCCUCCCAUCCUCAGCAGCAGCACAAGGUUAAUGCGGCACUUGGCGGCGGAGGAGGCAGUGCAGCGCAACAGCAACUCCAAGGCGGACAAACGCUGGCGAUGUUGGGCGGCAAUGGAGGAGGAAACGGCAGCCAACUGAUCGGCGGCAAUGGACUCAACAUGGACGAUUCGAUGGCGGCAACAAACUCGUCGAGACCGCCUUAUGAUACGCCUGAACGUCGACCCUCGAUAAGGAUGCGUCAGGGAGGCGGUGGCGGCGGGGGUGGAGUGGGCGGCAUGCAGAGCGGUGGCGGUGGCGUGGGGAACGCUAAAUAAUAUUUUAUCGUUUAGGUUGCGACGCUGGACACGACACAGUAGACAAACAACAGCAGAACUCAGCAAAACUAUACAUGUAGAAUAUAUAGUUAUAUAUACCUUAUAUAUAUAUAAUACUUGCUUUAUAUAUGCGGUAAAACAUGUUGAAUGUAUCCAAAACGGCAGGAGGACCAGGUCCCUGCCAAGAACGGAGGAUGAGAGCAGUGAGAAAAGAGGAGCGGAGCAGAGCAAAGCGCAGCGCUUAACUUCUUUUUUUUUGUGUACAUUUUCGUUUGUUUUUUGACAUUUUUGGUUUCUGCUCCCAGAUGUUAGAACGUUGGGCGCGCUUAUUAUUAAUUAACUAGCCUAUGAUUAAUUUAAUUUAUACUAUAGAACAUAAACGAUUGCAACUUGGCUGCAAGAAACUGCAACAAACCGCACUGUUCAAUUGAUUGAGAUCCCUGAAAAGCAGCCAAUAGAUCGGCGGUUAAGAACGGGUUCGCGGGAUUUGGGAGGUGAGCCAGGAUACGCAGGCAUUUAAUUCUGUUUUGCAUUUGACUAUUGCUCUCAGCCGGCUCAAUGUAUUCGUUGUUAAUUUGAAAUCCCAGCCCAAAAUCAAGCAGAACAUUUAAAACCGAUCAUGAAACACAUAAUAACUCGAUUGUAAGUGUAAUAUUUGUGUAAAAGAAAUAAAGGACAGCCCGUUCAGCGAGUGUCCCUAACCCUAGAAUAUAGGCACUAGCGAUAGCGAAUCCAAUCCAUACAAAUUGCAUAUGCUAUCUAGCAAAACACCCACAUUGUAACCUAAGUUGAAGCCGAUUAACUGAUUUCGGGGCGCAAUUAACCGAUGAUAAAGAUUAUGAUGAUCAAGUGCAGUAGAGGGGACGUUCUUUAGCUUUAAGCAAUUGAUUUUUAAGGCCCCUCCUAUGUUAUAUUAUAUACCUUAUUGUAUCGCCUACGAUCCCCGUAUAUUUGUACUAUAUAUACUUUCGUGGCCUGCACUUUGCUGCCUGUGUUCAUAUAUACUUUUCCGAUUUUUAAACACUAACUGCGCGCAUUUCUCAAGCAGAAGGGAAAUCACCGGGAAAAUUGAGGAGGAAGGAGGAUGGGCGGUGGGGCAGCCCUUUUGUUUACGCAACAAAAUCAUGUAACUAAGAUAGAGAGCGUAUAAAUAGCGUUAGACACACACAAAACAAUUUGCAUUAAAUUUUCGACUUAAUUAAAAUGAAGUAAGGCCCUUCAGAGGUAAAAUUACAAAACGCUAGCUAAUAAAUUAUAGCUAUAAUAUGAAAUUUGUUUAUAAGUAAUACCAAACCAUAAAAAUAAAAACAAAACACAAAAAUGCAAAAAAAAAAAAACUUAAAUUCUAAAUGCGCCAAGAGAAAAUGGGUAAAAUUAUAAAUAUAUAUAAAUAUACAAACUAUAUCUUAUGAGAACACGUAAAACAUGUAAAUCCCCACAGCGAUCGGCUGGCAGUCUAAAACUAACGAAUCAAACAAAAAUUAAAAAGAAGAAACAAAAUAGGAUCACUAAACGCAAAAGCCACUAAAAACUUAAAUAAAAAUGCAUUACGUGAUAUUUCUUA